This is a messenger RNA of Haemorhous mexicanus (house finch), 1838 nucleotides long. Its product is annotated as ectonucleoside triphosphate diphosphohydrolase 8-like. The record is from RefSeq and is a predicted model, not a curated record. Gene Ontology annotation, molecular function: UDP phosphatase activity; GDP phosphatase activity. The transcript has 10 exons. Gene Ontology annotation, biological process: nucleoside diphosphate catabolic process. Bases 160 to 1665 code for a protein of 501 amino acids. Lineage: Eukaryota; Metazoa; Chordata; Aves; Passeriformes; Fringillidae. Gene Ontology annotation, cellular component: plasma membrane.
ACAAACGCCGUGAGGGGCCGAGCCUGCCCUGUCACCCUGCUGUCGCCCUGCUGUCACUCGUCUCUGCGGGACUCCCGCUGUCCUGCUGCAGGCCGAGCCAGGCUGGCAGCGGGGCUCGGGACAGAAACAGGAAGGACCUGACCUCCCCAGAGCCCAUCGAUGUCGCCGCGCCUGCUCAGGGCGGUGGGCUGGGGCUGGGCGGCCGUGCUGGGACUGCUGACCGUGGUCGUCUUCGUCCUGGUUCUGAUCCUGGCAAAGGAUGCUGUCCUUCCUACCAGAAUCAAAUACGGCCUGGUGUUUGACGCUGGCUCCACACACACAUCCCUCUACACCUACCAGUGGCGUGCGAACAAGGAGAACGGCACGGGCAUCGUGUCCCAGGUGGAGGCCUGCUCUGUGUCCGGACCCGGCAUCUCCAGCUACGCAGAUGACCCCGCGGGGGCUGGUGCCAGCCUGAAGCCUUGCCUGGACAGGGCCAUGAAGAUCGUCCCGGCCGAGCAGCAGCGGGAGACCCCCACGUACCUGGGGGCCACGGCCGGCAUGCGGCUGCUGAGGGAGGAGAACAGCAGCAAGGCCGAGCAGGUCUUGGCCGAGGUGUCCAAGGCCAUUGGGGAGUACCCGGUGGAUUUCCGCGGAGCUCGGAUCCUGACGGGGAGCGAGGAGGGCUCCUUUGGCUGGAUCACUGUGAACUACCUGCUGGAGGCACUGGUCAAGUUCUCGUUUGCAGAGAAAUGGGAACAUCCCCAGGACACCGAGGUUCUGGGAGCUCUGGACCUUGGCGGUGCCUCGACACAGAUCACCUUCCAGCCUGGGGUCCCCGUGGAGGACAGGAACACGUCCGUGUUCUUCCGGCUCUACGGCACCAACUACUCCCUGUACAGCCACAGCUACCUGUGCUACGGGCAGAGCCAGGCCCUGAAGAUGCUGCUGGCAGCUCUGCACCAGGCCAGCUCGAGUACCCAGAUCAAGCACCCCUGCUACCCCCAGGGGUACCAGGAGAACAUCACCGUGGCAGAGCUCUACGACAGCCCCUGUGUGCAUGCACCAAGCUCAGCCAGCCCUGGCCCUGUCCUCAUGGUGACAGGGACAGGGGACCCAGCUGCCUGUGCCACGGCCGUCCGGAGACUCUUCAACUUCACCUGCGGGGCGCAGGGGCCAUGCGGGUUCAAUGGGGUCUAUCAGCCCCCCGUGCGGGGACAGUUCUUCGCCUUCUCGGGCUUUUAUCACAGCCUUCACUUUCUGAACCUGACAGGAGGGCAGUCCCUGAGCUUGGUCAAUGCCACCAUCAUGCAGAUAUGCAACAGCAGCUGGAAACAGGUGCAGGAGUUGUUCCCCACGGCGAGCAGGACCCAGCUCCGUGACGCCUGCACAGCCAGCUCCUACAUCCUCACCCUCCUCCUGCAAGGCUACAAAUUCAACAUCACAACUUGGCCCAGCAUCCACUUCAUCCAGCAGGUUGCUAACGUAGAUGUGGGCUGGACUCUGGGCUACAUGCUCAAUCUCACCAACAUGAUCCCCUCAGAGCCUCCCAUGGCAGUCACAGAGCUCCCGAGAAGCAUCUGGAUAGCAGCCACACUUCUGCUGGCCAUCAUGCUCAUCCUCAUCUUCUGCCUGCUCACAGCCAUGUGCUGCCACAGAAACUCCUUGGGCUAUGAGCAGCUGUAGCAGCACUGCCUCCAGAGGCUGCCGAGGCCACAAGUCCUGCUGCCACACCUCUACAAGGAGCUGCUUCCCGAGAAUCACCCCCAUGUGCCCAGGGACACGGACUUGUCCUGGGGGGCCCCGAGUCCUGGCCUGCUGAGCUGGACCUGGCACAGCUGUAAAACACCCUACUCACA